AUGACACUUACUGGAGAAGUUAACCAGCUUACAACUAUGAUUAACACUUUGAACACCACAGUUACAGACUUUAUGCAAACUGUUAUUGAUACUUCAGACAAUGAAGAUCAAUCAAGAGCCGUUGUUAUAGAUGCACUGAUGAAAAGAACACAAAAUUUAUAUAAUGCAAGUUUGCAAACUAUCUUAGAUAAUCAUAAACAAGAGAUGGCUACUGUGAUGCAGCAGAACACGCAUAAUAUCAACACUAUUGCUGCUAAUAUUACUCGUGAUAUGGCAUCACUCCUCCUUGCGCGUUUUCCUCUCAAUACACCUCCUGGAUUUGGUGGUUCGAAUAGCAGUAACGACACCAAUGGUAACAAUGGUAUGCCUGGAAGUAGUGGUUCAGGUGGAAGCAAUGGUAUCUUAGGUUCUCCUAUACCUAAUAAUUUGAAGUUUCCUACUUUUGAAGGGACAGACCCAGCUGGUUGGAUAUUCCAAGCCGAUCAGUAUUUUCGUCUUCACCAUACAGCUGAAGGCUUAAAUAUUGACAUUGCUACUUCUUAUUUCAAGGGAGAGGCCAAUGCUUGGUAUAGAUGGGUUCAGAACAAGCUAACUAAUCCUACAUGGGUACACUUUUGUUCACUUGUUCGUGAACGUUUUGCUGAUAAAUUUUUUGCUAAUCCACGUUUGGCGCUAUCAACAAUUUCUCAGCAAGGUUCAGUACGUGAUCAUAUUCGAGAAUUUGAACAACUUCUUAAUUUUGUUACUGACUUGCCAAACGAUUAUAUCAUUGAUCUCUUUAUCAGAUCUUUUAAAAAGGAAAUUCGAUCUGUUUUUGAGGUAUUUGAACCACCAACGUUAGCUGCAGCUUUUAUGAAAGCUAUAAAACAAGAAGAUGUGUUACUUUCAAACUCUUCUUUUUACAAAACUGUUGCGAGAUCAAAUCCAUACAAACAGGCAUCUCAUUCAUCUGGCACUUCAUCUGAUAAUCCAGCUAAUGCACCUUUUAAGAAGAAUACAAUUCCCUCUGGAGUUAAGCGUCUACCUUUGGAAGAGCAACGACAAAGACGUAAACAAGGUCUUUGUUUCAAUUGUGAUGAACAGUAUAAGGAUGGACAUAUUUGUGCAGAACCAUUAACUUCUAGAUUAUUAAUUCUAGAGAUGGCUCCUGAAUUCAACUUUGAAGGUGAAGAAGAAAUAACAACAUCUAAUACGGAAGAGAUGGUUACUCCUGCAGCUGCGAAUCAGAUGCAUCAUGAACCCACAAUAUCGUUUCAUGCUCUUACUAGGUCUCCAUUUCCUAACACUAUGCGAGUUACAGGUUACAUUGCAGGUCAGCCACUCACAAUUCUCAUUAAUUCUAGAUCAACUCACAAUUUCUUACAUCCUAAAAUUGCUAAGAGAUGUGGCAUUUCUACUAAGUCAAUUAAUGAUACUAUGAGUGUUUUGGUUGGUAAUGGAGGAAUUUUAAAAACUCAAGGAACUUGUUCAGAUAUUUCUAUGAAACUGCAAGAUUAUCAAUUAUAUACUGACUGUUUCUUAUUAGAAUUAAGUGGUUGUGAAGCAGUACUUGGAGUGGCAUGGUUAAGAACUUUGGGUAAUAUCUCUUGGGAUUUUAAGAAAUUACACAUGCAGUUUAUUUCCAAUGAUCAUGAACAUACCUUAGUGGGUAAGAAGUCAGCUUCACUUAUGCUACUUGAUAGUAUUCCAAUACAGAAGGUUUUGCAAAACACUCAUCAUGGAUUUCUACUUCAAUUGGUCACACACUCAACUGCAUCAGAGGAUGACUCUCAGGUGAACACUGAAGUUUCUGAUUUACUUUCACGUUUUUCUGAAUUAUUUGCUUCACCUACGGAUUUACCACCUCAAAGAGAGCAUGAUCAUCGUAUUCCCUUACUGCCUAACUCAACACCAGUGAAUGUUCGACCAUAUAUAGAUAUCUGA
Messenger RNA from Papaver somniferum (opium poppy), 1923 nucleotides. RefSeq lists its product as uncharacterized. The record is from RefSeq and is a predicted model, not a curated record. The transcript has a single exon. The coding region runs from base 1 to 1923 and encodes 640 amino acids. NCBI's taxonomy places the organism in Eukaryota, Viridiplantae, Streptophyta, Magnoliopsida, Ranunculales, Papaveraceae.